This is a messenger RNA of Hemicordylus capensis (graceful crag lizard), 3162 nucleotides long. It is a transcript of the gene RAB27A, whose product is annotated as RAB27A, member RAS oncogene family. The coding region runs from base 330 to 995 and encodes 221 amino acids. The transcript is spliced from 6 exons. Gene Ontology annotation, cellular component: secretory granule; melanosome. Gene Ontology annotation, biological process: melanosome transport; positive regulation of exocytosis. NCBI's taxonomy places the organism in Eukaryota, Metazoa, Chordata, Lepidosauria, Squamata, Cordylidae. The record is from RefSeq and is a predicted model, not a curated record. Gene Ontology annotation, molecular function: GTP binding; GTPase activity.
CGGGGAGGGGGGGGUCCCACUUGGGGGGCUCUCAGCUCUCGUCCUGCUGGGCACUUGGGCAGCAGCAGCAGCAGCAGCAGCAGUGAGCCCGAGCCCAGCUCCUCCCAAGAAGCCGGGCCGGGCUGCUGCUCCUUGCCAGCAGGGCGAGGAGGGGCCACGCCUGCCCUCUGUCCACAGCCACGGGCAGAGCAAACAGGCGGGGCGCGUCCGCCCGGCUGUGUGCGAAGCAGGUGGGGCUGCCAAGGCCUCUGCGGCUGGGGCCAUGGGGCUCCUCCGGCCAGACGAGUGCCUGGCGUGGCCGCCUCCGGGCUGUUGUCCCAGUUCUCACCAUGUCUGAUGGGGACUACGAUUACCUGAUCAAAUUCUUAGCCCUGGGUGAUUCUGGCGUAGGGAAGACGAGCAUCCUGUAUCAGUACACAGAUGGCAAAUUCAACUCCAAGUUCAUUACAACUGUUGGUAUCGACUUCCGGGAAAAGAGAGUGGUGUACCGAUCCAACGGGCCAGACGGCCUCAGUGGCCGAGGACAGAGGAUCCAUCUUCAGCUGUGGGACACUGCAGGGCAAGAAAGGUUUCGCAGCCUGACCACGGCCUUCUUCAGAGAUGCUAUGGGCUUCCUUCUGCUCUUUGACCUGAGCAACGAGCAGAGUUUUCUCAAUGUCCGGAACUGGAUGACCCAGUUGCAGACACAUGCCUAUUGCGAAAACCCCGAUGUGGUCCUGUGUGGAAACAAAAGCGACCUCGAAGAGCAGAGGAUGGUGAAAGAAGGGGAUGCAAAGGAACUUGCAGAGAAAUACGGGAUCCCUUAUUUUGAAACGAGUGCAGCCAACGGAAGCAACGUGAGCAAAGCCAUCGAGACGCUCUUGGACCUCAUCAUGAAGCGCAUGGAACGGUGUGUGGACAAGUCCUGGAUACCAGAAGGGGUAGUGCAACCCAAUGGUCGCAGCUCUACGGAGCAGCUCAGUGAGGAGAAAGAGAAAAGCAAAUGCAGUUGUUGAGGAAAUGCAACAUGUUGAAUUAAGCUAUGAUAAUACUAUGGUCUGAGCUUCAUCUGAUUCAUUUACAGACCGCAACUGCCUUCUGUAUACCUAGAAAUAUAUAUAUAUAUGUGUGUGCUCAGCUUUGAAGUUUACUUUCUAAUAACACUGAUUGGUGCUUUGCAAAUGUUUCCUUUUGCUGAGUGAUGAUUUAGCCAGAGAGUUCUUUCUGUGGGUUGACAGUAUUAUUGGUCAGUCUUGCUCCUGGAGACAGAGUCUCUUGCCACCCAGCAGCAAAGCUCUCUUCAGGAAGGGCCCCGACGUUCUCACUGCAGCCAUCAAACCCAGCCUCGGGAGUCCUGGGCGAACCUUUGGCUUGUUUGGUUUGGGCCAGGGGAUGCAAGGGUCUGUCCUUGAUGAUUAGAGAUGCUCCACACAGAAUUACAAGAAGAUUUUCUAAAUAUCUGCAUAGGAAUCCCACAUUGGCCUUUCUGCCGCACCAAAAUUGGCCUUUCAGGUUAAGAUAACGAAUGGAUAUUGCUUGAACGUUGAUGGAUUUGCCUGCCUAAACAGAUGGGAUUACUCUGUGUGUGUGUGUGUGCGUGCAUGUAUAUACAUAAAAAUAUGUAUAUAUUUAUACACACACACUAUAAUGGUAUAUAUGAAUAUGUAUGUCAUAUGCAAACUUUCUUUAGGUCUUGACAGGAAUAUAGAGCAAGCUAAUGCUUUGCACUAAAUGUCUUUGUCCCAAGCAUACGUUUGGAAAUUCUCCAUCACAAUUGGACCAAAAAUGUUAUUACUGGCUCUGUCUUGGUGACGUCUUGCUUUGCUAAUUAAUGCCUCUCAGCUUAUAUACCUGGUGGCUUCUUUGUUCCAAUAAAAUCUGGUGUCAUUUGUUGGGAUUAGAUGGAUAGUUUGAUUUUGCUUAUAUGUAAACAAAAUGUCUAGAUCAGUUUAUUUAUUCUCUGCUAUAAGAAUCAGGCAGAAUCAGUAUUUUAAGUGGGAUGUACAGUCUAUCAGGAGUACAUCCUGUUUGUAUGUAUUCCGUGUCUGUUCUCUCACUCCAAACACAAUUUUUUUCCACUUCAAUGGAGCAUGUACAAAGGGGAUGUGAAAUGCCUGUCUACUAUAUUUGUUGUUGCUUUUUCUCAUCACGAUGUGCCUACUGAGUGAUCUUUGCGAGCAGCUAAAUUUGCACACAUCUAUAAAGAGCUUGCCAAAAAGUCUUAAUAUGCCAAAUGUCUUUCUCAGUGUCUCAGGAUGACUGCAUUCCAGCACACACUGCUGGGCCCAAAGAGGCAAUUCCGGCUGCUGCCGCAGGGCUGAAAAUUCUAUCUAUGGAGGCCAAACUCUAGGCAACACCCUUCCAGAUACAUCAGCCACAGCACCAAACUGUCUUCUAACUGGCUUGAGCUUCAAAAGUGACUUGCCGUUUUAGCAAAUCUGAUUCAGGAACUGAUGAAUCAACCAGCUCCCCACCCCACAAAUUAUCACAUUAUUGUGAUUUGCUGGACUAUAGCCAAUAUGUUUACAGAGCUCCAAAAAUUACUUCUUGGAAAAGUCUGGGUAUUUUGACCACCAUGUGCCUUGAGUCAUUUAGCAACUGGACUCACCACUAAAAUGCAUUUUGACCAAACCAUCAUAACAUCUGCAUGUAACUGUGACUUUGGCAGCUGCCAGGGCCAGGCUUCAACUGCCCUCCCUGGGGCACUCCUACCUGAGCAUGGGAACACCUCCCCCCCUUUCCGAUGUAUGUUGUAACAAGCACAGCACACAACAGAUAUAUUGAUUGAUAUGAGACACCCCAGUGUGUGAGUGUGUGGACACGCAAGCAUUUGGCUCAAAUGUUUGUGGUUGCUGGAAAACAACUGACAGCAGGCUUAAAAGGAAACAAAACAAAACAAAACAUUACUUAUGAGGUGGAAUUUCCUAGAACCCUGCCUCCCAUUUCUGUCACUGGCUCUAGAUUAAAUGAAAAUCUAAUGCAGUCCACGAAGAACAAACCAGUUUGCGGCAGGAGGGCAUUUCACUUUAAAUGGAGAUGCAUUUCAGGUUUGAUACUAAAAGGCUCAAACUGCCAUAUUUUUGUAUCUGUAUGUAUUUAAAGUACCAUAUAAAAGGAAAAUGUAUCUCUUUGAUCUCUUUGUACUGUAAUGAAAAAAGAUCACUAUUAAAAACUUCUAGCUAG